GCUUGCAAUCUGGUCGGCACAACCACGUCGACUGAUCCAAGCGUUAAGCUUAGGGAACUGGUCGAAGACAUCGCCAAGAAGCACAGAACGAAGCAAGUAUCUAUAUGUAGAAACAUGCAGGAGCCUGUAGCUCUGCUGCGUAGCGGAGCAACGAUCAUGUUUGGAGGCAAUCGGGAGGCAUCAUGCGGGGACCUGAUCUACCUAUACACGCUGGCGGCACCACGCCUCACGAAGAAACUCAUGACUGUUGCAUCAGAAAACG
This is a messenger RNA of Closterium sp. NIES-65, 262 nucleotides long. Lineage: Eukaryota; Viridiplantae; Streptophyta; Zygnematophyceae; Desmidiales; Closteriaceae. The record is from the annotation of a GenBank genome assembly.